CUUUAUUCUCUCUCUCUCUCUUUCAACUCUCAACUUUUGUAGCUACAGCUACAGACCACAGGUAUUUUGAUCUUUAAGCAAAAUCGAGAAUCCGAAGUAAACAGAGAUAUAAAGUCACUUUCUAGCGAACCUAAGCAGUCAAAAAAUGGAUCAGCAAGGGCAUGGGCAGGGGCAGCCCCCAGUUACGGGGGUGAUGGGUAGCUCGAGUCAAAUGCCAUAUGGUGUGGCCCCAUACCAAGCAAACCAAAUGACAGGUCCCGCUGCCCCUGUGUCAGUUGGAUCUAUUCAUUCUCCUGCUCAGCUUGCACAACAACAACUUGCUUAUCAGCACAUCCACCAGCAGCAGCAACAGCUAUUGCAGCAACAACUCCAGAGUUUUUGGGCAAACCAGUGCCAAGAAAUCGAGCAGACGACCGAGUUUAAAAACCAUAGCCUCCCAUUGGCUAGGAUUAAGAAGAUUAUGAAAGCAGACGAGGAUGUAAGAAUGAUAUCAGCCGAAGCCCCAGUCGUCUUUGCACGGGCCUGUGAGAUGUUCAUUCUAGAGUUGACACUGCGGUCUUGGAAUCACACAGAGGAGAACAAAAGGAGGACACUUCAGAAGAAUGAUAUUGCAGCGGCAAUCACAAGGACCGAUAUAUUUGACUUCUUGGUUGAUAUCGUGCCAAGGGAAGAUUUGAAAGAUGAGGUACUUGCAUCAAUGCCACGAGGAACCGUUCCUGUCGGAGGCCCAAAUGAAGGUCUACCGUACUAUUAUAUGCCACCACAGCAUGCUUCACAGGCUCAGCAGAUGUGGCCACAGCAGCCUCCUCAUCCUUACACCACAGCUCAGCAGAUGUGGCCACAUCAGCAGCAACCACCUGCAGAUUCUUAAGCGGGGAGGGAGUGUUUUCACCAGGAAAUGUGGAUGACAAUAUGUUUUAGUUGGGGGGAACUGGGAAGUUGACUCAAGUAUCAAAGAACAAGAGAAGAUACCAAACUGAUAGUGAAGAAGGCAGAAAAACAAUACAUACAUGUCUGAGAAACUAUUAUUACGUUAAGAUGGUGUAGCAUACCUUGUUCUCCAUAAAAUGAGUCUUUCAUGAAUUUUAAUUCCGUGUUUUACUUUAUGCCAAAAGGAUGUUAUAAUAUUCUGACUUCUUGUAAGUUACAAAAGUGCAAUGGCAAUGUUUUUUGCUUAAUCUC
Camellia sinensis is the source of this 1182-nucleotide messenger RNA. RefSeq names its product nuclear transcription factor Y subunit C-3. The record is from RefSeq and is a predicted model, not a curated record. Gene Ontology annotation, biological process: regulation of transcription by RNA polymerase II. Gene Ontology annotation, molecular function: RNA polymerase II cis-regulatory region sequence-specific DNA binding; DNA-binding transcription factor activity, RNA polymerase II-specific; protein heterodimerization activity. Gene Ontology annotation, cellular component: nucleus. Lineage: Eukaryota; Viridiplantae; Streptophyta; Magnoliopsida; Ericales; Theaceae.